AUGGAGACCAUUGAAUAUUGCCUGUUUACCAUUUUUGGUGGCUAUGCAAUUCGGUCCAUAGCGUUUCCUGCAUUCAAUUUUGACGUGGACGUAAUUCAAGUCAAGAGACGUGUAACUAUGAAAGAAAUACUUGUCGUAUUUGUGUUUUGUUGCUGGCAUCUGAUACAAGGAUACGGGUAUUACAAAACAGGGGUUAUUAGGGAAUCAUGUUUAGAAAAUGAACUGGAAUCAGCCGUCAUCAACUCUGUAUCAACUGGUAGCAUCUACAUUCUCUGUAUUCCCUCACCGCCAUUUACCAAAAAAUGUAGUUAUCAAGAUAUUACAGUGAGAGGUUGGAGAUGCCCUGGCAAUUCUUUCCCGGAUGGGAGAGUGCGAUGUUAUCCAAAGGAAGUCGAAGAUAUAACAUUGGGUUCGAGAUGCACUGCCAAUUCACCUUUCCCGACUGGAAGAAUGCGAUGUUGUACAAAAAAAGGUUUGGAGAUUAAGAAGUGCAUUGUGGACCCAAACAUCAUUACCUUUGACAAAGACUUUGUAUUAGUUCCUCCCAAAGGGUUUCAUCUUAAGGGCCGACGUGGUGUGGGAAACCCGAACGAUCCAAUCGGUUAUAGGAUAGAAUUCUGUUCUCUGCGACCUCAACGACUUCAACAUUAAUAUCAACCACGAGUGCCAUCUGACGUCAUCACCAGUAAUCCGACCUCACCUUUGUGAUAUUAUUUACAGACGGAUGAC
This is a messenger RNA of Saccostrea cuccullata (small rock oyster), 729 nucleotides long. RefSeq lists its product as uncharacterized. The record is from RefSeq and is a predicted model, not a curated record. The transcript is spliced from 6 exons. Lineage: Eukaryota; Metazoa; Mollusca; Bivalvia; Ostreida; Ostreidae. Bases 1 to 651 code for a protein of 216 amino acids.